UGUAAAACGAAGCCACGUUGACACAAAAAGUGUUGGUUUCUGUGUAUUUUUCUGACGCCGGAAAAUAACGGUCACGUUGUCCACUUUCAUCUGUCAGUCGAGGAGACUCAGCUGGAACAUCUAGGGAAAGGGCACAGAAACCACAUCAUCUGACAGGAUGAGUGUUGGAUUCAUUGGAGCGGGCCAGCUGGCUCACGCACUGGUGAAGGGUUUCACGGCUGCAGGUGUGAUUGCUACAAACAGGAUUACAGCCAGCUCCCCAGACACAGACCUGCCCACUGUGUCAGGGCUGAGGAAAAUGGGAGUGAACCUGACAACUAGCAAUAAAGAGACGGUCAGUAAGAGCGAUGUUCUCUUUCUGGCUGUGAAGCCCCACAUCAUCCCCUUCGUUCUGGAUGAGAUCGGGCCAGACAUCGAGGACCGUCAUCUCAUAGUCUCCUGUGCUGCAGGCGUCACCAUCAGCUCCAUAGAGAAGAAACUGCUACAGUACCGUACAACUCCUAAAGUCAUGAGGUGUAUGACUAAUACUCCAGUGGUAGUGAAAGAGGGAGCUACAGUGUAUGCUACUGGAACUCAUGCAGAGGUCGAGGACGGUAAGUUACUGGAGCAGCUGAUGGCCAGUGUAGGUUACUGCACUGAGGUGGAGGAGGACCUCAUUGACGCUGUCACUGGGCUGAGCGGCAGUGGGCCCGCCUAUGCGUUCACAGCAUUGGAUGCUCUAGCAGACGGAGGAGUGAAGAUGGGUCUGCCCAGGAGACUCGCUGUCAGACUUGGAGCUCAGGCCAUUUUGGGAGCAGCUAAGAUGCUGCUGGAAUCCGAGCAGCACCCUGGCCAGCUGAAGGACAACGUGUGCUCACCAGGGGGCGCUACCAUCCACGCCCUGCACGUCCUGGAGAGCGGAGGCUUUCGCAGCCUCCUGAUCAAUGCAGUGGAGGCUUCAUGCAUCAGGACACGAGAGCUGCAGUAUCUGGCUGAUCAGGAGCGCAUCUCUCCAGCAGCCAUUAAGAAAACUACGCUGGACCAGGUGCUCCAGCAGCCUGGAGUCACAGUCAGCGGAGUGGCUAACGGGAACGGCAAAUCAGGGCUCAGCCUGUUCAACAAUCGCGGCCCAAGCAUUAAGAAGAAGAACUGAGUGAACACACGUGAACGUACAAACACACAUCUCUUACAGCUGUUCAGCCAUUCAUGUUGACAAACUGACUCAGGACUGCUCUGAAAUCACAACUCUAUUACAUUGCCAAAAUAAUAUAUUCAUACUUGAGUGAAAUGCAGACAGUGGACGUGGUGCUGUCACCACCAUAUUGCACACAGGUGUAUUCUGUGUGCGUUCCUCACAGUUAUAGCCUUAUAUUGUGAUGCAGGAUCACUGUCUACACAUGCACACCUUCAGAUACACACUGAAGAGCAAAAGUGCAUUUACAAUCUGUUUUCUGUCUGUGUUUAGGCUCUAGACUAUCUAGGGCUGUUAAACAGUAAUGACCCAGUGGGCCAUCAUGGGAUCCUGGUACACACCAGACAGCAGAUGGCUGCACGGAUACCAUCAAGCUGUUAAUGUACGUCUUCAAUGUCUUGUUUUUUUUUUUUUUGUUUUUUUUUUUAAACAAUGAAGCUACAGUGUAAGUCAUCAUGUACCUUCUUUAGCUUUUUCAAAUAAUUCUGUUUGUUUUUCCAACAGUAUUAUACUGUUAACAGAGACUGAAUAUCAACUGAACAAAAAAGUAAUGAUGUUAUUUUCUGUAGUUUUGUUUGUCUUAUGAUUGUCACUAUGAUCUAUAUGGAUACAUCUCUGCAUUGUUACAGCGGGGUUUAUAGCACAUUGAGAACAUGGUGCCUUUGACUCUGACACAGAGCUUUAUUUUUCUCACAUAACAAGGUCAUUCCAAGCUUUAAUGCACCUCUGAUAUCAGAAUUAUCCUCAUAUCCCUCUUUUCCCUUCCUGUUUGUGGCUGUUAAGUUAAUUAUAAUAAUUGCAGGUCUGAACCUCCAGAUUUUGAACUGUUAUCUUGAACCUUCUGGUGUUUUAAACCAAAGGCAUUUCUCACUUUUCCUCUCAUAAGGGAAUGUGAUAUUAUUAGCUGAAAGUGCUAUAAAGAAAACUGAAGUCAACCACACGUGUUGAAGAAUAUAUGAUGUAAAAGAAUUACAUCUGUCCGUCCUAAUUAUGGAU
Molecule: messenger RNA, 2167 nt
Organism: Scomber japonicus (chub mackerel)
Lineage: Eukaryota; Metazoa; Chordata; Actinopteri; Scombriformes; Scombridae
Gene: pycr1b
Product: pyrroline-5-carboxylate reductase 1b
Exons: 9
Coding region: 158-1132 (324 amino acids)
Biological process (GO): L-proline biosynthetic process
Molecular function (GO): pyrroline-5-carboxylate reductase activity
Source: RefSeq, a predicted model, not a curated record